Molecule: messenger RNA, 1818 nt
Organism: Verruconis gallopava
Lineage: Eukaryota; Fungi; Ascomycota; Dothideomycetes; Venturiales; Sympoventuriaceae
Exons: 2
Coding region: 1-1818 (605 amino acids)
Biological process (GO): positive regulation of transcription by RNA polymerase II
Cellular component (GO): nucleus
Molecular function (GO): DNA-binding transcription factor activity, RNA polymerase II-specific; transcription cis-regulatory region binding; zinc ion binding
Source: RefSeq, a predicted model, not a curated record
AUGCCACCUCCAAAGCGCAUUCGCACAAGGCCGUCGCGGAGUCGCGGCUUGCGGACGAAGACUGGAUGUAAAACAUGCCGAAAGAGGCAUCUGAAAUGCGAUGAGACCCGGCCAAUCUGUGUUUAUUGUCAACGUGCUGGGCGGCUUUGCGAGUAUCCCGAUCUCAUUGGGCCUGAGCAACAGCAAAGCAUUGUGGAGCCAAGGAAUAACGAUGAACCAUCCUUUGCUUUGCAUUCAGCCAAUAAUACGACGCUUAAUCUUGUAGAUGAUAUUGCUGUAUGCAUUCCGGAACAAGGAGAGAAGCAACAACUACAGCAACCAACGCAACAGCUUCUAGAGCCGGCCUUUGUGAGAUCACCUUUAACCGUAUAUUCACACCCCAGCCCAGAGUCAGAUCGCCAUGCUCUUCAGAAUCAGGGCAGCUACAGCUCAGCAAAUGCUGAAUCACUAGGUGACGCUGCAUACAAUGAGACUAGUCCGCACAACAUCUCAGUUACGUCGGAUUAUUCCAGAACUGGAAUUGAUGACGCAACUGCACUUUGGUUCGAUCUUCUCGCUGGAGAUGCUAGGCUGCAAUUUGAAGAAAAUCAAGGAAUCCCUCCAGACGCCCAACAGUCGGAGUUGCAUGUGGAUGAUGCCGACUUCUCGUGGAAGUGUGGUGUACCACAAAGCCUUGACCCGAAUUUGGGAGGAAGACCUUGGACGUCCCAUUCGACGCUCGUACUCAGUUCUCACGAAAUCCGAAUCUUUGAACAUUUUGUCCACAAUGUAGCUUCAUGGAUUGACCUCCUGGAUCAGUGUCGGCACUAUUCAAUCCUGGUUCCUCGACUGGCCUUGCGCAAUGUUGGCCUUCUCAACGCCAUUCUAGCUCUCUCAACUCGUCAUCUUUCUCUAAAUCGCCAUCUCAGCGAUGGAAUUGUAUACAGCCGCAGCGAGGCAUUGCAAUACUACCAUGCUACCCUUAAGUACGUUCACAAGGCAAUGCAACACGAUGACUACAAUACUAGCGACGAGCUACUUGCAACUGCGCUCAUAAUUUCUGCAUACGAAAUGCUCGACGGCGGUCAGCGUGACUGGGAACGGCAUCUGCAGGGCGUAUUUCGCAUACAGAGAUCUCAAGUUAUCCACGGUGACUCGGGAGGCCUUCGAGGCGCCACGUGGUGGGCAUGGCUAGCCCAAGACUCCUGGGCUGCAUUUCGCGAUAAACGGAAGCCCUUUACUUUCUGGCGGCCCCAGAGAGUGCACUUUAAACAGAUGGAUCCUUGGACGCUUGCUGCAAGAUCACUGUUCUUGUUCGCAAAGGUCGUACGAUAUUGCGCCCAGAAACCGGAGCAUGCUGUUGAUGAUUUUAGCAUAAUGACAGAAAACGCAAAUAUCUUAACAGCAUUGCUAGAUGACUGGAAGGAUAGCCUUUCCAUUGACUUUGAUCCUCUUCCUACAACAGCUGACCACGAAAAUGUUGUCUUCAAAACUAUUGUGAUCCAUCCGCCUGCAUUUGCUGUUUCCAUGCAACUUCAUUACGCAGCAAGGAUCCUACUCAAUCUUCAUCGACCACUUUUGGGGGGCAUUAACGUGUUUAUAGAGCAGCAGAAGCAUUUGAGAACUUGUGCUAGCUACAUUUGUGGCAUUGCCAGGGGUCUUACAGAUGGAGCUUCUAGCAUUCUAAGCUCGCAGUGUCUCUUCAUCGCCGGUACAUGUAUCAACGAUAUUCAGUCUAGGGAAGAGAUCACCAUGUUACUACGGACAUGCCGGGCCAGAGUUGGCUGGCCAGUACAAUCGCUGGAAGACGAACUCAAGGGCAUUUGGCAAGUGUAUUGA